This is a messenger RNA of Magnolia sinica, 1214 nucleotides long. RefSeq names its product NAC domain-containing protein 72-like. Gene Ontology annotation, biological process: regulation of DNA-templated transcription. The transcript has 3 exons. Lineage: Eukaryota; Viridiplantae; Streptophyta; Magnoliopsida; Magnoliales; Magnoliaceae. The coding region runs from base 115 to 1104 and encodes 329 amino acids. Gene Ontology annotation, molecular function: DNA binding. The record is from RefSeq and is a predicted model, not a curated record.
AAGAAGAGAAGAAGGGAAAAAAAAAAACAAAAGAAGAAGCGAAAAAUCAUAGACACAGAAGAAAUAAGCAGAGAAGAAACUCUCUCCACCGCCGAUUUUUUUUAAUUGGAGGAAAUGGGAAUCAUGGAAGCAGAUUCCGUCUCGCAGCUAUCGUUGCCGCCGGGUUUUCGUUUUUUCCCGACGGACGAGGAGCUUUUGGUAAACUACCUAUGCCGGAAAGUCGCCGGACAACACUUUUCUCUCCAAAUAAUCGGCGACGUGGAUCUCUACAAGUACGACCCGUGGGUUCUUCCAAGUAAAGCGUUGUUCGGAGAGAAGGAAUGGUAUUUCUUCAGCCCGAGAGAUCGGAAAUAUCCAAACGGUUCACGACCCAACAGAGUCGCUGGUUCUGGGUAUUGGAAGGCGACCGGUACCGAUAAGAUCAUAACGGGCCAAGGUCGGAAAGUUGGGAUUAAAAAAGCGCUCGUUUUCUACAUUGGAAAAGCCCCAAAAGGGGACAAGACGAACUGGAUCAUGCACGAAUACAGGCUUUCAGAGCCAACAAGGAAGAAAGGAAGCCUUCGUUUGGAUGAUUGGGUUCUAUGUCGGAUUUACAAGAAAAGUUGCGGCACGCAAAAGCCGGUGGUAUCUGUAAAAGAACAGAACAGCAACGAGUAUUCAUCGUCUUCGUCGCAUUUGGAUGAUGUGCCAGACUCCUUCCCGGAAAUUGACGAUCGAUUUUUCUCCCUCCCACGUAUAAAUUCGUUGAAAUCGUUACCAGACGAGAAAUUCAUUUUUCAGAAUCCUGGCGCCGGAAAGAUUGACUGGACCACACCAGCAGCUCAAGAGCUCGGGUCAAAUGGUCAAUUUUACAGACCGACUUCGACCGACUUUUGCUUUCCGACUGUGCCCUCGCUCUGCCACGUGGAGUCACCGUCGGACUUGCUGGGCAGCUCUUUAGAAGAAGAGGUAGAAAGCGGUGUCAGAUUCCCACACGUGGAAAAUCCUCUCUUCUAUCAACAGCAGCAGCAGCAACAACAACCGCCUACGUCUUAUUGGGUGGACCAGAUCAUGGCAUCGUACGCUACGCACCCGAUUUCUGGUAGCUUAGGGUAUCAGCAGUGAAGGAAGAGGGGGCUCUCACUGUAAUUAUCCAGCAAUUCUUUGGGCUUUUUUUAUCUGGCCGAUGGAUAUAUUAAAAAUUGGAAACUCUAGCCCCUAUAUAUAUAUAUAUA